AUGCCGGGGGACUCGAGAGCACGGGCCCAGCUGGAGUCCAAGCCUCUCCCGGGCAUCCCUCAUCCCUCCCCCAACCCCGACAGGGACCGCUCCCCUGCACGUGGGGCUCCGAAACCAGCCUCCACUGUGAGGCGAUGGAUUCUCACCCCAAUUUUUGCGGCUUCAGGUGGUGUCAGUCUCUCCAUUUCGCAAGUGUCCCUGUUGGCUGUGAACGAGAGGCACCAGGACCUGCCCCCAGUGGAGCGGGGCCUGUACUGGAACGACCCGGAGCCACAGCCCCCCUACAUGGCCGCUUGCCGACCCUCCUUUUUUGGCUCCACCUUCAAUAUCAGUCUGCACAAGGAAGAGACGGAGUUCCAGCCCAGCCAGGGGGAGGCAGGGGAGGCGGGCGCGCACACUGGUAUCCUCGGCCGCCUCCUGGGGCUGCAGUCCCACCACCACCCCAGCAGGACGAGCUCGAAGACCAAGUUACUGCUGCCCCAGAAGGAAGGCUUCCUCCCUGAGGGCCAGCCCGAGCACCUCAGGGGUGCCAGGAAGCGCCCCGGGGACCCGCAAGACAGCGAGGCCUGGAAGAUGAGGGGGGAGGAGGCCUUUAAGUCCGAGGCGCUGUAUGGGAGGUCGGGCUACCACAGUGCCCCCCAGACGCCGCUCAGCUCCACCCCCACGGUGUUCCCACCAGGACCCUCAGCACCCCGUCUCCCCGGUGUCGACAACACUGUCAAAGACCAGAGGCCGCAGCCUGUGACACGAGGGGCCAGGAGGAGCUUGGAGCUGCUCCCAGAGUGUGCAGGGGCCUCGAUGGAGCCCCCGGAAUUGUGUCACAGCAAGAGGAAAACUGUCGAGUUUAACCUGUCAGCGGCCCCCGAGAGUCAUCUCCGAGAACCACAUACACGAUCGACAAGCAGCAUACACACGACACUCACAGACCACGACCCCUACUGGGCCUUGGAAAACAGGGAUGAAGCACAUUCCUAGUCCGUCUCCCCAGGGGCAGCGGCACCCGCCUGGUCCCACCCGUGUACACACCAUGGGACACUGACCCAGUCACAGACAGCUGUCCACACGGAUGCUCCCGACAGCCUGAACUACAUGGUCAGCUCAGUGGAUAACGAUAAUCAUUAGUUUCAAGACUACCUAAGCCUUUAAAUGCCGUUUGUACAUAAACGAAAGCUAGAAUGAGCCACUAGAAACAUGUAAUUCAGAAUCAGGAGUCCCAGAGUCCUGUCUGAAUUCCACACCCCAAGCCUU
This is a messenger RNA of Myotis lucifugus (little brown bat), 1248 nucleotides long. RefSeq names its product bestrophin-1. NCBI's taxonomy places the organism in Eukaryota, Metazoa, Chordata, Mammalia, Chiroptera, Vespertilionidae. The record is from RefSeq and is a predicted model, not a curated record.